AGCUGCUGGGCGGAAGUGAAACCUUUGACUAGCUCACGAACAGGCUGUCUCACAACAAAGCAUCCAUAACCGAGGAAGACAGGGGGCAAUUCUCAAUCAUGGUACAGCUCUGAAGUGCCUUUUUAAGUUCACCAUGAAGCCGAGCUUGACACGGACUAGAAAGGGCUCGUCUGAGACAAAAGCAGCACUGUCCCUCCAGGAUGAGCUCGUCGCAGCGAUACACGGCGCGUUUGAGGUGGCUGUGGAGAUCACAGUACGAGAGGUUUCAAAGCUCGUCGAUCAGGUAACAGGCGACGUGUGUGACGAGAUGCGACGAGAAAAUGAGUCCCUCAAACAAAGACUGCAGGAAGCUGAAGCUAUGCUAGACUCAACCCGGCUUCUGAAGGCAACCAAACACACGGAUACACCCACUUGCUCAACAUACAAACAGGAAAGCCCAAAUCUCAGAGUGAGCGGGGUCAACCAUCAGCCUCCUGAGCCUCAUUAUGAACACUUCAGCAGGACAGAAGAGCAAAGGUCAGGUGUUGACGUAAAGAUGCAGCAAGUCAUUGAAUCUUCAGACGCAGAGAAACGCAAUGGGUGUCAUGGUGCUUGUGAUGUGUUUCCUGUUGUAGAAAUCAGAGAAGAGGCAUCCCGUGUGUGCAUGGAAAGACUGGAGAACAUUCACCAGACAUGCCGAGACUUAGAGGCUCAUGUCAGCGUCUCACCGCCGCUUCCCUGCAGGGGGGACAGGUCCACUUUAGGGCAGUUUAGAGUAAAGCAGGAGACGCCAGAAGAAGAAGAAGAAGAAGAAGAAGAAGAAGAAGAUGGUUCUGACUGCUUUUUAGACUCCAUAAAAGUGGAAGAUUUCAGCCCUGACUGUAUGUCAGCGGUCCAGUCCAAAAUGUUGGAGGAGUGGAAACCAGAAGUGCUGGAUGACCAGGGUCAAGACUCAGACACCCAGCCUGCUCAGGCGACUCCAAAUCUGACCCCCCACCUCCCACCAACCUUAGAACCUCCAUCCCUCUCCUCAGAGUUCCCGCACGUCUUCCAGCUGGAAGAGCCUUCCGCCAUCCAAGAAGCCUCUCAACAGGUUUAUGGAGUCCGCUUACGAACCAGCCGAAACCCCAGCAACCCCUACGCCUGCAAGUACUGCGGUCAGAUUUUCCAGCUGCCCAGCCUGCUCCGGAGGCACUACGGCCAGUGCCAUCUAAGGCUCCAGCAGUGUUUCCAGCAACCCGUAGCAGGAAACAAGAGGACCAGACUGCUCUACCCGCCGGGCUGCAGCCCCUUCCGCUGCACCGUGUGCAGCCGAGAGUUCAACCGCAUGGAAAACCUCAAGACUCACCUUCGCAUUCACACGGGAGAGAGGCCGUACACCUGCUCUGUGUGCUCCAAGUGCUUCCGUCACUCAGGGGCGUUAACCAGGCACUUCCGCAUUCACACCGGAGAGAAGCCUUACGUUUGUGGACAGUGUGGGAAGUCUUUCAGGAACCCUGGGGGGCUUAAAUUCCAUCAGCGUUCACACAACAAGUAGCUACAGCAAAGAGGGACUCAAUGGUUUAUGUUACAUGAAAGUAGCGGUAUCAUAUUUAAUAUAAUGCUCAAUAUGUUUUUAAACAGUUUUGUAGCGUUUGACUGACUGUAAACCCAAUAGCGGAUGUUAAUAUGUGAUACUGCGAAGGCUUUAUGAAUUUUACUUUCAAUCCUUUAUCCAGAUUAUGAGUCACUUUUAACGGGUUUUAAGUGUAGACCUCAGCAGACAAAGCGCAAAUCAUAGACUGGAUAUAAAUAUGGACAACAUGUCUCCAUCUCCUUCACUUUCAUAAAAAUGAAGCCAAAACACCCCCUUCAAAAGCGCUGACAUAUCGCAUUGGUGAUGUCAGUUGGAGCCAAUAACACGGGAUCUGGCUGGUGGAGCCGCAGAAUUAACACAUGGCCUUUUCCGCAAACCAAAGCACACGAUAAACUUAUUGCUAAAACAGCAAAGAUCCCUCACGUUGGUAAAGUCCACAGCAGAACAGAUUCUCGUGUCGGUUUGGAGCAAACACUCGUGGUAAUGGGAGGUUCGAUGACUUAGUUUUCUCUCACGUUCUUCUUCGACUCUGCUUAUCGCAUAAAGACCGCUGCAGGACCCUCAUUUGUCAACAGAGUCAUGAUGUCAUAUCCGGCUUUUUUCACGUCACAUAAAUUAAAACAAAACCGCUCAGAUGACCGAACGCUUGGACACAAAUCAAAGUAAGAGCUAACUGUGAUGACAGAAACCACGUUUGAUAAAAAUGUAUUGGAUGUUUAUUUUAAUGUUAAAGUUUGCCCCAUGUGUCAUCUGUUAACAUGGAGGAGGCGGGGUUUAUAACCUGUACUGAAGCCCGUCAACAGGGGGAGCUCCAAAUACUUUGGCUUCACUUCUCUCCCACUCUUGUGCUGCCCAAUCUUUAUACAGUCAAUAGUAUGAGUACCCUUAACUCUCUGUUUAGUAUAUAGAUGGUACAUGACACUUUGAUAUCAGAUUGUUAAGUCAUUCACGGCCAGCGUAUCAUGAUGUAACCUACAAUGAGUCUCUGGCUUCUUUAAACACUGCUAGGUCAAAGGAAACCGUCCAAUAACAAUAUCUCUCCACGUCUGACCAAGGAGAUAAAGAGUAUUUUUUUCCUGUCUGCUGUUACUAAAUCAAAUCAAAUUAUUAUUCAGUGUUGAUGUUUUAUGAAUCACUGUCCUCUCAUUAGUAGAAACUGAAAGUACAAAGUACAAAGUAUAGCUUUUUGACGGAGUGGAAACUGUUCAAUGCCAUAUUUUCAAGCAAGUCUUACAAUGGUUAUUACAGAAAAACACUUAUUUUCUUUUUUCUGGUGCAAAUGAUGUACCCAAGUAUGUUAUUUUGACUACAGUGUAUGGAAAAUCACUUAAUUUAUUUAAUAAAAUGUAUGAAAUUAUGAAAAU
Messenger RNA from Labrus mixtus (cuckoo wrasse), 2919 nucleotides. RefSeq lists its product as uncharacterized. The coding region runs from base 134 to 1516 and encodes 460 amino acids. Lineage: Eukaryota; Metazoa; Chordata; Actinopteri; Labriformes; Labridae. The record is from RefSeq and is a predicted model, not a curated record. The transcript has 3 exons. Gene Ontology annotation, molecular function: RNA polymerase II cis-regulatory region sequence-specific DNA binding; DNA-binding transcription factor activity. Gene Ontology annotation, biological process: regulation of transcription by RNA polymerase II.